GCAAUGUGUUAUUCGAUGGGUUUCACCCAGUAUUAUUCACGCGAAUUCAGAAACCUGUUCUAAACUGUUGGACUCCACAUUUGUCCGCACAUAAUUAGCACAUAACGAACUCUUCAGGAUCUAACUCGUUUUCUUGUAUAUUUAAAUAAAAUAGAAGUGAAACGAUUAUUCCAGAAUUAUUGCAAACAACUCGCGAUUACCUAUUCGUAAAUACCUGUUUGUCAGUGUUGUAAAAUGUAACCAUGGAAUUAUCGGAACGAUAAUACAAAUUAAUAUCAAACAUAGUGCAACAUUCAGUAAAGAUGAGGAUCUUCCGGAAGCACUUGUUGCUUUGCGUUCUAAUCGCAUUAUUCGGUGGAAAUGCAGCAGAAAAGUUUUCUUUUGACGAAGAUAUACUUUCGCAAGACACGGAUCUCUCUCAAAAUGAUAACGACUUAAUCGAUUAUAGAUUGCCAACGUCUGUCAAACCCAUUUCAUAUGAUCUCCUUUUGAUACAAGGAUCAUGGGAUAACUUUGAAUUUGAAGGCUCUAUAGUCAUAGAAGCCGAAGUAAUAACUGCAACUGACAAUAUUACGCUACAUGUGGGAAAUCUCAAAAUCAAAUCGAAUAAAGUUUUUGUAAAGGGAGAAACAGACGUUGUGAUUAAUAAGGAUGAAGAAUAUGACAACGUCACUCAAAAAUAUACCUUUAUCCUCAAUGAAACGCUUGCGAAAGAUACAAUCGUACAAAUCUCUAUUGAGUACGAAAGUACAUUAAAUGAGAACAUGAUCGGAUUUUAUAGGAGUUCAUAUGUGGAUGAAAACGGGCAAAUUAAAAGGCUAGCGGCGACGCAGUUUCAGACCACACACGCGAGACACGCUUUUCCCUGCUUCGACGAGCCGAGUUUUAAGGCAGUAUUUAACAUUUCCAUAAUGAGAAAAGAAGAAUACAUUAGUCUCAGUAACAUGCCGAUGAAAGAAUCUACAAAAACAUCAAGAAACGGUUCCACAUAUUAUGUAGACAAGUUCGAGCAGAGCGUUCCUAUGUCCACCUAUCUGGUGGCGUUCAUCAUCUCGGAAUUUGAUUCUCGCGGUACGAAUGAAUUUAAAGUGUGGGCCCGGCCAGCCGCCAUCGAUCAGGCCAAUUAUGCUCUAAAAAUCGGCAACGAUUCGUGUAAACUGCUCGAGGAACUAUUCGAUCAAAAAUAUACUCUGCCUAAAAUGGACAUGGUGGCAGUGCCAGACUUCGCGGCCGGAGCGAUGGAAAAUUGGGGGUUGGUGACGUAUCGCGAGGCUCGGAUGCUGUACGACGUGAGGGAAUCUUCAGCCCUGGCACAACAGAGCGUGGCUUCCGUGAUCGUACAUGAGAUCACACACAUGUGGUUCGGAAAUUUAGUUACUCCGGAAUGGUGGGGCUGCCUCUGGCUCAGCGAAGCGUUCGCCAGAUUCUUUCAGUACUUUGGUACAGCGCAAAUCGAGGUAGACUGGAACAUGGAGGAGCAAUUCGUAGUGGAACAGCAUCAAGCCGCUUUAGUAACGGACAGUUUGAAAUCUUCUCGCCCGCUGACUCGGGAGGUUUCUAGUCAAUCGGAAAUUGGGACUAUGGGAGACUCCAUCACCUAUGCAAAAGGAGCCAGCGUUGUUCGUAUGAUGGACCUUACAUUUGGAGUCGAUCUCUUCAAGAAUGCAUUACGAGCUUAUUUACAGAAUAACAAACAAACAGGAUUGGGCAAUCCGGAUGCUUUGUGGAAGGCAAUACAGGAUCAGAUAGAUCAAGCAGAAAAUGUAACGCUAAAGGCUCCUGUAAGCACAAUAAUGGAUACUUGGACUACGCAACCCGGAUAUCCCAUCGUAUCAGUCACCGUCAAUAAAGGCGUGCUCCAUGUUACUCAAGAACGUUUUCUUCUGAGAAACUUUUUCCUGGAUGAAUCUCCUACAAAUGCUACUUGGUGGGUUCCUCUCACAUGGACUACGCAGAGUGAUCCGAAUUUCAACGACACAAGCCCAAAGUAUUGGCUAUCCACUGAGAAAGAUAGUGUAGAUAUCAAAGUUAACUCGAAAGACUGGAUAAUAUUCAACGUUCAAUCAUCAGGUUUUUAUCGUGUUAGAUAUGAUCUCAAUGGAUGGAAGCGUAUUUUCAAGAUUUUAAAUAGCAACAAAUUCAAUGAAAUUCACGUAUUAAAUAGAGCAAGCAUUGUGGACGAUCUGUUGAACUUGGGUAGGGCUGGAUAUGAAGAUUAUCAAACUGUGCUGGAUGGAUUAACGUAUCUUAAACAGGAAACGAAUUAUUUGCCUUUUAAAGCAGCGCUUAAUGGUUUAGAUUAUAUGAACAAGCGAUUCAUGGGAAGGGAGAAACAUUAUUUACUCAAGAAAUACAUUUUGUCCCUUAUCGAUGACAGACGCAAGACAUUAGGAUACGAGGAUCGUGAAGAUGAUGACAGAUUGACGAUUUUGUUGCGACACGAGUUGAACAAAUGGGCUUGUAACUUGGACGAUGAAAGUUGCAUAAUAACUUACAUGGACAAGUUUAAAAAGUGGAAAGCAGACGCCUCUGUUCCAAUUAAGCCAAAUGAAAGGCCUACGGCGUAUUGCGUGGCCAUACGACAUGGAACUUCGGAGGAUUGGGACUUUUUGUGGGAGAAGUACUUCAAUUCCAAUUACGCGGCCGAUCAAACGGUGAUCUUGAGGGCUCUUGGCUGUACUUUGGAUACCAAAAUUAUGGAAAGAUACCUCUGGUUUGCAAUCAGCGAUUACGAAUCUUGGCGAAUUCGAAAACAGGACAGCACGAGCGUCUUCUCCGCCGUUUAUAAUUCUGGCCUGGUCGGCGCUGAAUAUAUUCUCGAAUUUGUUGAAAAAUAUUAUGAAGAUAUGGAAAAAUACUAUAAUGGACAGGAUACGAUAGCCACAAUUCUUAACGGAGCGUCGCAACGUUUCUCGACGCCUCAAUUAGUGGAGAAAUUUCAAAAGUUCUUAGAGAGACACAAGACGAAACUCGCGCCGAUUUACAAAUCUUUGGAGUCUUCUUUGAAUACCGCUCAAUACGAAUUGAAGUGGUAUCUGCCGAUUUCUCAAUCGAUCGUUCAUUGGAUACAGGGCGGAUCCGAGUAUCGCCUGCCCACGAAUAUAUUACCUCGAAAAUACUUUGUCAGCGUCACGCCUCAUCUCGAGAUUGGUAAUUUCACUUUCGACGGAAACGUGAGGAUCGAGGCCGACGUCGUGCAGGAAACGAAUCGGAUUAUUUUGCACACGGCAGAAAUUAAGGUCCAUAUGGCAACUGUGACGGCCAACGAGGAGGAUGUGGAAAUUGUAGAUCAGAAGGAAGUAAAGCCGUAUGACUUCUAUGUGAUAGAUGUCUCGAAGAAUCUGCCUGCUGGGGCGGUACUGACCAUCGAAAUCGCGUAUGAGGGCCACUUGAACGCGUCGGAGCUUCGUGGCUUUUACAAAAGCUCGUACAUGAAAGACACAGGGGAAACAAGGUGGCUCGCAGCUACGCACUUGGAACCCGUUGGUGCCAGAAAGAUGUUCCCUUGCUUCGAUGAGCCGGGAAUGAAAGCUGUCUUUACUGUUCAAGUUAAUGUACCGCCAGGUUACCAUCCAAUCAGCAAUACGAAGUGGCGGACAGUCGACAAUAGCAACGAUGAUUUCAUGCAAUACACCUUCUUUGAAACGGUGAAGAUGUCCACCUACCUGGUAGCACUCGUCGUAUCCGAUUUCGAGUUGAAAUCUGCAGGACAGUUGAAUAAGGUGGAUCUCGGGGUGUACGCGCGUCCCAACGCCAUCAAUCAAACGGAGUACGCCGCGUUGGUGAUACCGCCGCUCGUGAAUUUCUUCGAGCAAACCUUGAAGCACAAAUAUCAAAUGCGGAAGCUGGACAUGAUCGCGCUACCGGACUUCCCGUCGGGCGCAGGCGAGAAUUGGGGACUCAUAACGUAUCGGGAGACAAAUCUGUUGUACGACGACGAUCACUCGCCCUUCACGAGCAAGCAGACCAUCAGGAACGUGAUCGCCCACGAGCUCUCCCAUCAAUGGUUCGGCAAUCUGGUCACUCUUGCAUGGUGGAAGUAUCUCUGGUUGAACGAGGGAUUCGCCAGAUACUUUGAGUACUACGCUCCUGCUCACGCGUUUAACGACACGACGUUGGAGAACCAAUUUGUCGUGGGCGAAGUGCAUACUGCUUUAAGUGCGGAUGGCUCCAGAUCCGUACACGCUUUGAAUCACGACGUGUAUACUCCUACCGAAAUUCGAGGUAGGUUCAGUACCAUCUCGUAUGCCAAAGGUGCCAGCAUUUUGAGGAUGAUUGAAAAGUCAUACGGAAGCACAGUGUUCUACGAGGCAUUAAGCGACUAUCUCGAUGAUCGGCAAUACGAUGUAGCAACACCAGAGGAUUUGUACAAGGCUCUGCAAGCACAAGUGAGGAAAGCAGGAAUACAAGACAAUGUUACAACCAUUUUAGACACGUGGACAAGGCAACCCGGUUGUCCAAUCGUUCACGUCACCGUCGAUGAGCUGAAUAAUGUAAAUCUUGAACAAGAGCGAUUCUUCCUUGAAAAACGCGAAGAGGACGAGCCUGACGAUACUGUGUGGAACAUUCCGAUCACCUGGACACCACUUGAUGAUGAUCGCACGGAUUAUUUGAACACCACGCCGGCAUUUUGGAUGACGACGAAACGGAUGAACGAGGCGUUCGAGUCGAGCUCGCACUUCAUUGUCAACGUACAGCAAUCUGGCUACUACCGUGUAAAUUACAACGAGAAUCAUUGGGAAAAGCUGAUCAGCUAUCUCCAAUACAACUUUAGCCUGAUUCACGAGAUCAAUCGAGCAGCGUUGAUCGACGAUGUUAUGAAUUUUGCAAGAGCGGACUACAUCAGUUAUGAAACUGCUAUAUCAGCAACAAUGUACUUACAACGAGAGGAUGAUUAUCUUCCUUGGCGCGCAUUCUACAAUAAUCUGCCAUACUUGAAGAACCGGUUCCGGGGACGCGGUAUUGAAGAUUUAUAUAAAACGUAUCUGACAUCGCUUAUACAACCGCUUUACGAGCGGCUGAAUUUUGUGGAUGGCAGGGAUGACGAUGAUCUAACUAAACUGUUAAGGAUGCAUACUCGCAAGUGGGCCUGCGAAUUGGAUAUAGGCGACUGCAAAGUCCGUGCUAAAAGAUAUUUCCAAAACAAGCUUUCUUUCAGAAUAGAAAUUCCGCCGAUUUAUCGCAGCGUCGUCUACUGCACCGCCAUGCAAACGGACGCGACGGAAAAUACGUACAACAUUCUCUGGGAAGAAUAUUUAAACAGCACCGUUACUACGGAUACAGUUGUUAUCCUCAACUCAUUAGCAUGCUCGCAGAACAAGGAUGUUUUAGAAAAGCUAUUGCGGGAAGCUAUUACAGAAGAUUCAAGCAUACGAUACCAAGAUAGCGCGAGAAUGUUCUCGAACGUUUAUGAUGCGAGUUUGAAUGGAACUGAAUUCGUCAUGGGCUUCAUCGAUAAGUAUUACGAUGAUAUGCAAAAAUACUAUGGUGGCUACGCGCAGAUCGAAAGUAUAGUGAGUUCCUUGGCAAGCAGAAUAUCGACUUACAAUCUCUAUAAGCAGUAUCAAGACCUGCUCAAUAAACUGGUCAAGAGGGAAUUUGCUUUUGACAAAUCCGUCCGUUCUUUCAUGACGAAGGUGGAAUAUGAGUUCGACUGGUACGACAGAAAAGUGCCAAUAAUUUUCGAAAAAUUGGAUAAUAUGUUUUCAAGCGAAGUGUACCGCUUACCGAACACGCUUCAUCCAGAAUAUUAUAACAUACAUCUCGAACCUAACAUGGAAGAAGGCACUUUCGAGGGAGAGGUGCAGAUAUACAUGAGAGUUAAAAAGGAAACUACGGCCGUAGUUCUGAAUGUUCAAAAUAUCAAGUACCACAGCAUAAAAGUCUACAGAAAUUACAAGAUAGAUAACGAUACUCCCGAUGUCAUGGAGGUACCAUUGCAGAAUUACAAAGAAUAUAGAGCCUUGCAGCAACUAAGGAUUUAUCUGCAGCAACCCGCGAAUACGGAUUACCUAAUGGCAGAAAUCAAAUUUAGCGGAACUCUCAACGACGACAUGAAAGGAUUCUACCGCAGUUUUUACAAGGACAGCAAUGGAGAACAUCACUGGCUAGCCACGACGCAAUUCGAGCCUACGUACGCCAGAAGAGCCUUCCCCUGCUUCGACGAGCCGGCGUUCAAAUCGAAAUUCAUCAUUAACAUAAAAAGGCCCAAUCACUACAAGACGCUAAGCAACAUGCCAAUCCUAUAUAACCAGACCGAGGGCAAUUAUACCAGGGACAGAUUCGCUACUAACAACAUUGAUAUGUCACCGUAUCUAGUAGCGUUCAUCGUCUCCGAGUUUGAACGUGCCGACGAGUCCGAGGAGUUUCUGAACGUAUGGAGUAGACGCGAAAUCGCAAUGCACGGCCAAUUUGCUCAAGACACCGGCAAGUCGCUUAUCUACGCUUUGCAGAAUUUCACGAAGAUCGAUUAUAAGUUUCCCAAGUUGGACUUGGUAGCAGUUCCAGAUUUUGAGAUGGGCGCGAUGGAGAACUGGGGCCUCGCUACUUUCCGGGAAUACGCACUUUUCUUUGACGCGGAGGAAGCCACAGCCUCGCAGGAGAAAUACGUAAUCACCAUAAUAGCGCACGAACUCGCUCAUAUGUGGUUCGGGAAUCUGGUUACUUGCGAAUGGUGGGAAUACGUUUGGCUGAACGAAGGCUUCGCACAGUACUUUGAAUAUUUUGCCUCCGAUAUGAUACAGCCAGACUACAAGUUCAUGCACCAAUUUGUGGUUUACGAGUUGCAACCUGCGUUGCUGAAAGAUGCUUCGGCUUCAACUCAUCCAAUGACGAAUCCCGUUGAAACGCCCGAAGAAAUUAGUGGUGUUUUUGACUACGUCGCCUACGCAAAAUCCGCCAGCGUUUUACGAAUGAUAUUCAACGUAUUCAAGCCAUCGGUUCAGGCGAUGGCGAUUUCCACUUAUCUUCACGAUUAUAGUGGCAAGAAGGAGCUAGAGAAGCCCGGUACAGUUCGUCCCGAAUAUCUUUGGGAAAGCUUCAACUUAUACGGUUCUAUCAUAAUAGACUACAAAAACGUGAGCAUCUCGGAAGUGAUGAGUACUUGGACGGAUCAACCGGGAUACCCGGUCGUCAACGCUGUAUUAAGUGGUGACACGUUGACACUUACUCAGAAGCGAUUCCUGUUGAACGAGUGGAUCGAGCCACCAGAAAAACGUCGUUACAACCACACGUUCUACUGGGUACCGAUUGAUAUAGUCACAUCUCUCGAGCCUUAUCGCAUAAGCGUAGACAACAAAGGGUGGCUGGGACCGGAAGCCAAGACGUUCUACAUCAAUCCCACGAACUUCUGGUUCAUCGUGAACCGAGAGCAAAACGGCUUCUACCGCGUCAAUUACGACGUUGCCUCUUGGAAGCAAUUAAUCGACACGUUAAACAGCAUCCGGUUCGAGUCCAUCCACGUUCUGAAUCGCGCGCAGAUCAUAGACGACCUCUUCAACCUGGCGCGGGCUACUCACGUGGAGUACGAGCUGCUGAUGGACGCGACGAAAUACCUGAUGCGCGAAAGGAGCCAUCUACCCUGGAAAGCGUUCUUCAACGGCCUGUCCUACGUCUACGAGAGAUUCGAGCGAUUCAAGGAUGUUGAAGAGCACCUAACGAAGUACGUGUUGCGUUUGAUGUCCGGGAUAUACGACACACUAGGAUUCGAGGAUCAGGAGAAAGACGAGCAUCUGGACAAACUGAACAGGGAGUUGGUUCUCCAGUGGGCGUGCAAGCUCCGUAAACCGGAAUGCACGAAGAAGUCUAAAGACUUGUUCGCGGCUUGGCGUGGCGAUACUUCAAAACGAAUCCCGCGUAAUGCACGAGCGGCCGUUUAUUGCACCGCCAUCAGAGACGGCACGACGGAGGACUGGAAGUUCUUGUGGCAGAAAUAUCAGGAAACGAAUUUCGCGUCGGAAAAGAAGAUGUUUAUAAGCGCACUUGGAUGUUCGGCGGAUGCAACGAACCUGCAGACUUACUUAAGGACUGCCGUCGAAGAGUACAAUAUUCCCAACGCCACUUUCCGCAAGCAAGACGUUGCAGCAGUGUUCUCUUCCGUUUAUAGCGCGAGUCAAUUGGGAGUAAAUGUGGUUCUUGACUUUUUAAUCAAUAAUAUCAACGAUAUCGUUGAUAAAAUCGGCAAUUGGGACAAGAUUACACCUUUGUUCCACAAUAUGGCAUCUCAUAUAUCAGACGCGAAACAGUACGAGAAGUUGAAGAAAUUCGCCGAAUCUUAUAUGGAUAUAAAUUUCCCGGAUAUCAAACCGAAACUGGAUCCUGCUAUCACCACCGCGAAGAUCAACUUGAUGUGGUACGACAGAAAUAGAGGAGUAAUACUGCAAUGGAUGCUGAAUGAGGAAGACCAAGAAAAUAUCAAGCCAACUGAAAAACCUGAUAAGGAUGAUAACGGUUCUACGAUGUUGAAACCUCUGAACGCUUGUCUCAUGGCUAUCAUUACCAUAACAUUGUAUCUUUUAAAUUAUUACUAAGUAAAGACAAAUAAUCACGGAAAUUGAUUUAUAGUUUGCUGUUACGCGCGAUGAAAAAGAUCGAUUCUUGCGAUCUGCGUAUUAAGACAAAAUAGAUCUUAAAUUCUUUAGACAAUAAUAUAUUCGCAUUUUCUAAUAGGCAAUAUGAGCAAUGUAUAGAUAGAAUUAUUAAAAUAUAGUUUAAAGACUUCACGAUGUAAAAAUAGUAUUAAGAGUGUCAAAUCAUUCAUUCAUAACAUGAUACUUUAAAAGGCGGACUUUUAUUAAGGUUAAAAUAAAAUGAUGUAAAAAGAAUGAGAAAUCUAGACUUAGACCAUGAAUAAAUGAUCAUAGCUUUGUUA
Molecule: messenger RNA, 8869 nt
Organism: Ooceraea biroi (clonal raider ant)
Lineage: Eukaryota; Metazoa; Arthropoda; Insecta; Hymenoptera; Formicidae
Product: putative aminopeptidase-2
Biological process (GO): peptide catabolic process; proteolysis
Cellular component (GO): membrane; cytoplasm
Molecular function (GO): metalloaminopeptidase activity; zinc ion binding; peptide binding
Source: RefSeq, a predicted model, not a curated record